This is a messenger RNA of Vavraia culicis subsp. floridensis, 3945 nucleotides long. RefSeq lists its product as uncharacterized. The transcript has a single exon. Lineage: Eukaryota; Fungi; Microsporidia; Pleistophoridae. The coding region runs from base 1 to 3945 and encodes 1314 amino acids. The record is from RefSeq and is a predicted model, not a curated record.
AUGAAACCAUGGACAGGCCUAGUCUGCUUACGCAUUUGGUACCUGCUAGGAAGAAGCAUGUUAAGUGCUACGAACGAGCUGCCAGCUACCGAAACAAAUUUGAGUCUGUGCAAAAAUAAUGAACACGGUACUUGUACUACAAACGAACAGAGGUUCUUGCACACGUGUCAGCAUCAACUUAGCCCAAAACAAUUUUAUGAGGCAGUCUCUAAGCACCCGCAGGCUCUUCCACAUCUUGCGAAUGCCGGGUAUAUUUUGAGGUGCUACUCAAAUCGACUGCUUGCAUUCAUCAGCCAGGCUAAGGUCUUCGGUUUAGAGAACAACUUUCGAACGCCGACACUAAGCGGCUAUUUCAGGUUUAGAAUACACGAAUUGAUGGAGGAGAAGCAUCAACGCAGGGAUAGGAUGCCAUCACAUGAGGUACUGGAGCUUUGCAACGCGAUUCUCAUUGAAAUUCUGAAAAAUUGGUCAGGCUCUGCGAACGAUGGUCCUAUAAUGAACUUAAGGGGUGAUGAAGUACGGUUUUGGUCCACGAACGCAAAGUUCUAUCAGAACUUCGAAGAAAAACUGAGGGCAUUCGCUAGCAAUUUCAACAGGUUUGAGUUAAUGCAGGUUGAGAGGAACGUACAGGAUGGUAUGGUGCAGCUGGCAGGCGGUGGAAGUGUGCGGGAUGAUGCGGGGCAGUUUAUCGGUCUUGGGUUUGUGCGCACAUAUGCCGGGCCUCAAUCGCUGAAGAAGCACGGGUGUAAAUUCAAUGGCCAAUAUACGGUGUCUACGCAGUGCACAGAGACGAACAGCGCAUUAAGAAAGCGCAAUGAGCGCGUAAACAAAUUAGUUUGGGCUGGCACAGGCAAAGUGCUCCGAUCAAAUGACACGAAAUUCGUAUCUCUUGCCAACCCGGACGUACCAAUCAAAAAUUCGGAUCGGUGCACCAGAGGUAGAACGGCAAGCGAUCAUCAACGCGUGCCGGGCCCAUCGCAACGGUUGGCCAAGCAUGCAGCGCGGAGCACACCGGCAACCGCUGAGCAAACUCACCUAGCAAUUGCAUGGGCUGCUCGGGAUGGGAUCACCGGUGAUGACCCUCUGUGUGCUGAACCAGCAAAACCGUUUACGUAUCCUAACCAGGAUGGUAGGAGCAACGUAAAUGAUCGGGCAGAAAGCAUCAACACGAACGCGUGCCCACGUGUAGUAUCGAAGGCAGAGCAUUUGCACAGCCUUCACCGUCAUGCACCGCCAUCCUAUUUCAUCAUAACUCACCAAAUAAUUCUGCAUUACACCUUUAAAACCUACGUACGUCCACCAGGAGAAGAUGACGGUAUCGCGGCUAUUACGGUUGCUGAGCUCACAGAAACGGCUGGUCUUGAUGAGCACAUCAAAUCGGAUGACAGCGGGGAGUGCCCGAAUGAACGCACGGUGAGCCGUUGUAGCUCACUUCAUGACCAGGCACAUGCAGAGAUAACACCGGGUACGGUUUACGAACGCACGGUGAGCCGUUGUAGCUCACUUCAUGACCAGGCACAUGCAGAGAUAACACCGGGUACAACGGCACCAAGCGUGCACGCCUCAGUGGUACCCGAGUGUUUUAGCGCGCGUGAAAAUUUUUUCUCAGUCUGCAGCACCGAUGCGGGCAUGGCUCACUGGCACGAUGUAUCGAAAUCAAUUCUUGGCGAGUGGCCGAAGAGCUUGGAGGAGAUUGCGCAUGGCCCGCCGUUGAGUGGAUUGACCUGUGCCAUAGUAGCGCUGAGGACCGCGCCCUCUCACUUGGGCACCAACCAAGCCGAUAAAGAUGCUCAACGUGCAGUCGUAGCAAAAUUCGAAUUCUACCGCGAGCAUCCGAUGCAUGCGGGUGUUGCACUCGAAAUGUACGGCUUGGUUGGUUGUUCUGGCCGCAGUUUAGAUCGCAUGCCGCCCAUGGACCAAGGAAUGGUGUCGUUCAUGGAAAAGUGCAUUAACGAGGGCUACAGGGCAUCGAAUUGCAGUGAUUGCACGCUGUGCAUCGGUCAUAUCCCUGCUACCGAUGUUAGCUCAACCUUGAGAGGGGCCGUUCGUAACAGAUCAAAGUACCAUUCCAUGGUGUGUGGUGAAAAUGCACGCAAUGAAUCGUUCCAGCACCCGAGUGAUAAUUUGGGCGUUUUCUGUGCGAUUUUGCGCAUUGUUGCGCCAAACCCUCAGCUGUCUCGCACCAAUGUUGGCCAUUCACUUGCAGAUCGAGGUGGAAUGCCCGAUCCUGUGCCGAGGGCCACACACGAAUCGAUAAAUGCCUUAGAAAGCAGAGACACACACGGAUAUAGCGAGUGUGGUGGGUGGGUAGCUGUGCAUCAAGCUAUCAACAGCGCCAAUGAUUUGUGCGAUAAGGCAUGCACUGCAGAAAGCGAAGCAGGAGGUGCUUUGGCGGGCCUCCACGCAGAGAAGCGGUCCUCAGGCGGCAUCACAGGAGUUCCUUGCCUUUUAGCCACAGACAACGAGGAAGGUCCUGCGCACCACGGCAAAGAAAAAGACAAGGACUCAGACCAUUCCUGUGGCAGUAUGACUGGAAAUAACAGCGAUUCUGAGGAUGGCUCUCCAUCCCCUGCAGAAUACACCGGUGUCUAUGCUGAUGAUCCUCUUGCUGAAAAGAAACAUAAUCAGUGCCAGGAUGACUGCACGACGAAACGAUGCUCCGAACCAACACCGCAUGCAACGUUUAACGGUACCGGUGCCGCAAGAGCUGCGCAGGUCAACAAAAAUGGUGCGUUACGCCAGCGGCUAGGAGCAAGGAACACCCUUCGUGAUGACUGCAGACCGCAGAAUGUGGUCCGUUCAAACGCACAGGUGUUAAAGGAAAGGGUUGAAAGCACUCCACCGGUUCCUGGGCCGUGCGAGCACAGCACAUCAUACGAAGACUACGUGGUCAAAAACGGUCAUCGCUUGCGAAAGGAUGCCAAUCCGCCUGUACCACGUAAUAAAGGGAAAUGCGACACGCUAUCUCCAACAGAACAUGGAGAAGUGAUGGGCAAUGAAAAUGAUGUACCGAGCCGUAUCGGUCACGGGAAUGGCACGGUAGGACGACAUAGAAGCGAUUUGCAUGGCGUUGUUCCUGAAGAUAAAACCGUUCGUAGAGCCGUGGGCUGCGAUCCUCGUAAAAUAACGAAAAUUUUGAGCAGAGCAUCGUGUAAAGAAAUCGGUCCAUGCGUAGCAAACGCUACGAGCGGUAACGAAGAGGACUGCCACCGCAAUCCCAGCACAAAUCAUGCGCAGUGUAAACACCGACUGGUUUUGCGUGGUGCAGCCGUUGAUCAUGCCCAGAAAAGAAGUACCUGCCAGGAUUUACCCAUUACCGAUUUAGAAGGACACGUACCGGACGAGAGCGGCAAAAGGGCACAAACCGUACACAAACGUUUACCCGUAGCAACAUCCUGCGGCAGCCGUGCAUCCGGUUCCAAUCCAAGCAGAGAUUCUCGGAGAGAAAGUGCGACUUUGCACGCAACUCGUGCACGAUCGCGCUUCGGUACGGAAUGCAGCUGCGAUUACCAUUUGAGUGGCCCUGAAAAACUUUCGUGCAGCUCAGGAUUCAGUUAUGGUAACGAAGAGGAGGCGCUCUGGCACUGCAACACGAGUAGCUGCUGGUGUCGCAAUGAAGGAUAUCCCUGUACGGAUGGAGGAGAGGCCUUUGUGCGGUGUAAGACGUGCAGCGAUAAACGGUACGCACAACUUUUCUGUCCGUGUAACUUUGAUGCGCAAGCGCACCGCUACAGCGGUUGCAAUGAGCCCGAGGAAACGGAAAGAUCGCAGAGCACUGCAGAACAAAGCGAGAACGGUAGUUCAUUUGCACGGAUGAGCGAUAAACAAGGAAAAAAUGAUGAAUCGUAUGCACGAAGGAAUGGUCUGUUCAUGACUGUUCUUCUUGCGCUCAUCACUUUCGUAGGUGCGUGUUUGUUAAUUUCUAUGAUGUACUGGGUGUUGUAG